UUGCAUGGAUCUCACUGAAAAAAUUUGAGGCAUUUGCAAGUGAGUGUUUAUGAAGGAGUGGCAAUCAAAUUUAGCAUUGUCUGUCUAUGUAACACGUCAUAGUAAUCGUUAACUCUAAAACCUAAUUACAACUAACUGAAUUUAAAAACAAAAAAAACAAAAGUUGAAGCAAAGCAAAAACUGUCGUGAAAAAUGCAAAAAUUAAAUAACUGAGGCACCAGUUUACCCAAAUGAGAAUAAAUGGAGAAUGGAUAGAAGGCUAAUCUGCUAAAGGCAGACACUGGAAAUUAUUGAAUGUUCAAAGCAAAUAACCCUGAACGUGGCAUUUGAUCCAGUAUUUUAUUAUGACUACUACUAUGCGAUGUAAACUCUGUUGAAUUUUCACUGUCAACAUACUGUGAGCAUUACAGUAUGUUACAUCAUUUACCCUCCGGUCAGAUAUGCUUUGCGUUACCCUAAUAGGUCAUUGCCUCAAUACCACCACAUGUAACACUUGUUGCUUGUAAACUUUUUUUUGUAUUUUUUUAACAGUCAUAUUUGUUCUAGCUUAGCCACUCCAUUUUGUACAAGGCACAAACUUGAUGGCUGAGAAAAAGUUUAUAUCCCCCCCCCCCCUUUCAGAAAGAGGGUGGAGUUUGUGCUCCAUGGACAACCGGACACUCCGCCCCUCUGUCCCCCGGUAUCCAAGCUUCCGUUGCCGGAUUCCAGGUUCUCACGUACCGGCACCUCCAUGCUCUCUCGCCACGGACGUCGAAGAACUUUUUGUACAUUGGCGCACCCUGGAUUAACAUUUUGCUUUCUUUGCAGAUGAAGUUUUGUAAGUGCCACGUAGACAGUCAAAAUUCCUCGACUUUUUUUUUUGUCUUUCGUGGCGUUCAACCGUUUCAGUCUUUAAGCCGUUCGGGAGCCGUCACCCUCGGCUGGGCCCCCGGAGCAAACAAAAAGUAUCUCGUCAGACUGAGUCACUCGAUUUUUUUCAACUCUUGAAUGCGAAGGUGGGGAUUAAUGAUUUUUUUUUUUGCGUGUUCCGCUCUAACUUGACUCACUGGCUGACAGCAAAUACAGUCAUCCGCCAGACAGCUGCCCGCCUCCCGUCCUGCCUCCCCCAUGUUCGCCGGUCCCCGGCACACUGUGCUCGUGUCGACCCCCACUUCGGCAGGUGUAAAGGCGCGGCUGUGGGCGGGGGAACCUUUGUUCUUCCAACACCUUGAGUUUGUUUGAGAGAAAGUAGACGUUUGUGUUUGUAUGGUCCCUUUUUCUUGGACUUUUAAUUUCCCUCAAAUGAGAAGUUUCACUCUGGAGGAAUACUGGUCAUGCUUAUCUCUUCCUGGUGUGGUGAACGACAGAACCGGAAUGAAAGCAGGGUAGAUUGUGAAAUUUCUACGAACCGCCGAGUGGGAACGAGUGUUACUUUCUUAAGUAUUUCUUAACGAGUGGAUUCAUCGUCAUGGCGUUGUCUCAAAUCCAAUGUCUGGACGACCACCACGUCAACUGGCGUGUUUGCGAGGGCAAGCCGGAGUUCUUCUACAGUGAGAACCAGCGGCUAGCCCUGGAGAAGCUCAUCACCCAGGGACGGGGUGCUUUCACGGACUACCUCCGCGAGAACGAAGUCCGGGACUUCCUCUCCGAAACCGAGCUGGAACGGAUCGCCCACACGGCCGAGCUUUACCGGCCCGGGCAAGAGCACCACCAGAAACCGGACACCCCCGGGGGCCACGCUGGGAACACGACCCCGGGAUCCGGGGAAGAUGGAGCUUUGGACGGCCAGGUGUCCCUCCAAUACUGGCCCGACAGGUCCGAGGCCUCGGUGGCGGAGCUGGACCUCGGUUGGCCCGAAGCCAUCUCGUAUCGUGGGGUGACGCGCGUGAGCGUUUACACGCAGCCCCCCACUGACGGUCAAGCGCACAUCAAGGAGGUCGUGCGCAAGAGCAUCGCUUCAGCCCAAAAGGUGAUAGCCGUGGUGAUGGACGCCUUCACCGACGUGGACAUAUUUCGAGACCUCCUGGAUGCCGCCUACAGACGGAAAGUUCCUGUCUACAUAAUUAUCGACAUGGCGGCAGUACCCUCUUUUCUUUCCAUGUGUGGUCGAGCUGAUAUGCAUCGCGGACACCUAAAGAAUCUUCGCGUGCGCUGCUGUGGAGGCGUGGAGUUCUUCACACGCUCAGCACAGAAGGUUCGUGGGUCCCUGAGCCAGAGGUUCCUGCUGGUAGAUGGAGACAGAGCCAUCUCCGGUUCAUACAGCUUCACGUGGGCCUCGUCCCGCUUGGACCGUAACCUCAUCACGGUGAUCACAGGACAGGCAAUGGAGACCUUUGACUUCCAGUUUCGGGAACUCUUCCUCUUGUCACGGAGUGUGUCCCUCAGCAAGGUCCCCAUGGUCGACGAACCCAUUCCCGACCCGCUCCCUCAGGCCGCCCCUGUUGUCGUGCCAGCUAGCGUUGCGAAGAAGCUCAUCAACCCCAAGUAUGCAUUGGUUGCUACGGGAACUCACACAAGUCCCACUUCUUCAGACCAGAACUCCAGCAACAAGAACUCUCGGGUCCCAGCUGGGUUAAAAAUACAUAAGGGGCGUCUUAAGGAUGUUUCCGAGGAGCCACAGAUCCAUCCGGCGUUGGUCAAUAUGGAGAAAGCCUACCUGAUACCAUACCUCCCUACCUGGCCGGAACCGGACCCACCGAGUGACGUGAUAGGUUUUAUCAACAUCAGGGAUGAGAAACGAGCCAAUCAGGUUCACUUGCAGAGGUCCGAGCGCUUUGCGGUCAGUCAGGCCAUUCGGUUCAGCUCAUCUCUGACCCUGCCAAGUCCUACCGAGGAGUCCGGUAAGGACACGAAAGAUGACGCGCAACCUGGAACUGGCAAUACAUCGGCUGCUAAAGGUCCGCAGCAGGAAGUCGCAACUCCAUAUAAAGACAGCGCUGACGCAGCAGAUUCCAAAGCGCCCCCGCAGCAGCAGCCCGACUCACUUCUCAAGCAGGAGACACAACAAACUCCCUCUGCGGCGCCUCAGCCGUCGGACACCUCUGGAGAAACUCCAGAGACGCCAGCUGUAGCCCCUCCUGUCCCCAAACGGCGAACAUUACACCUUGUCAUAGAUCCAACCCCCUCGGACCAGCCCAUCGAAACGCAGGUCACCCUGGUUAAAAUCGACAACAUGGAAAUGACCUCCAACAAUAACAACACCCCGGCUGGCCUUGGCCACGUCAACUCCAAGGAGGAGGGCGGCGACUCCGGCAGCAAUGACAACGGCAGCCAGGACAGCACCAAGGUCAUGUGCGACCGAGCAGGCGCCGACGUCCCGUCCAGCGCUUCCACGGCGUCCGAGGAAGAGUUCUUCGACUGCUCCCAGCAGCAGCCCGCCGACCCCUUGGCCGACAGGGUCAGCACAGGGUCUGGCCGCGGCCACCGGCUUAUGGACGGCGUCAACAUGAUGGCCCGCCUCUCUCAGAGCAUGCUGGACCUUCGGGACCCCCCGAGCCAGAAGGAGGACAGCGCCGCCCUCAUCCGCCAGUCGCAGCAGCUGCGCAGGCGGGGCCAUGGCUCACCGCACAGGCGCUUAGGGCAGUUGUUCCAAUUAUCGAGAUCGCCCGGUCGCGAUGGGAGGCUGAGAGGCACAAAAGUCGUCAUCGCCAAACCAGGGAGCUUCCACCGCCCACAGCGAGCCACCGGCCCGGUGAUCGGUGGACAUCGUUACUGGCAUGGACACACGCUACAGCCGGACGCCGCCCUCACACGGGCCGAGACACGAUCCAGCCGCUCAGCGCGCCGCCACAGCCCGGGCGACAGAAAGGGGGCCAACACUUCCUCACCUUUGCCGGCCGCCAACUCGAGUGGGGGAAUUGCACCUCUGUCUAAUUUAAGACAUUCGAAGGUACGAGGUGGAGCCUUGCAGAAGAAAGUGUCUCAGAACAACAACAGGGCCUCCAGGUAGAAAUGAUUGCCAGUCCAGGUACUCCAAGAAUGCUUGUUGAAGGUGACAUGUUUUCAAAAUGGGUGAUGCUUACUGUCGUGUUGGAAUCUUGUCUAAACUUUCAGGUUCAGACCACAUGAAAAGGAAUGUGGAUUUACAUAUCGUGAAUGAGGAAUUGAAUGUAAAUAAAUUACAUUGCCAUCAAGGUGAACUGUAAAUGUAUGCACGCAUACAUUUGACUGGCUAUUACUUAACAAUGCAGUCUCACAAAUGACCAUUUUACUGGAGCCUCUUGACAAAGACUCAUUCAGAUUUUUGCACUGCAAAUCUUGGACUUAGAAAGCUCAACGAUGCAAUGCUUCUGGUGCGAGCCUAGUCUACAAACUGGUUGAACACUGAUGUGGUGGGGGGGGCUGUCAAGGCUUGUUGUUGACAACCUUUGCCUUGCUGAAUUGUACAGAUGUGCGUGGUGUUUAUAAACAUGAUGUGGGACCAAAAGCGAAUGCUACCAAUAAAAGAUUGGAUUUGGGAUGAAA
Hippocampus zosterae (dwarf seahorse) is the source of this 4443-nucleotide messenger RNA. RefSeq names its product protein FAM83G (gene sack1gb). The coding region runs from base 1448 to 3928 and encodes 826 amino acids. The record is from RefSeq and is a predicted model, not a curated record. Lineage: Eukaryota; Metazoa; Chordata; Actinopteri; Syngnathiformes; Syngnathidae. The transcript has 5 exons.